CUCGACGUGUCUUGGGCUCCUCUGGCGCCAAAAUGUCGCUCGUAGCGGGGGUUAUUCGGCGGCUGGACGAAACAGUGGUGAACCGCAUCGCGGCAGGGGAAGUCAUCCAGCGGCCGGCCAACGCCAUCAAGGAGAUGAUUGAGAACUGCUUAGAUGCAAAAGCCACCAGCAUCCAAGUGGUUGUUAAAGAGGGAGGCCUCAAGUUGAUUCAGAUCCAAGACAAUGGCACUGGGAUCCGGAAAGAAGAUCUGGAUAUUGUGUGUGAGAGGUUCACUACAAGUAAACUGCAGUCCUUUGAGGAUUUAGCUAGUAUUUCUACCUAUGGCUUUCGGGGUGAGGCUUUGGCCAGCAUCAGCCACGUGGCUCACGUUACUAUUACAACCAAAACAGCUGAUGCAAAGUGCGCAUACAGAGCAAGUUACUCAGAUGGAAAGCUGACAGCUCCUCCUAAACCAUGUGCAGGCAAUCAGGGGACCCAGAUUACGGUGGAAGAUCUCUUUUACAACAUAUCCACAAGGAGGAAAGCUUUAAAAAAUCCGAGUGAAGAGUAUGGGAAAAUUUUGGAAGUUGUUGGCAGGUAUUCAAUACACAAUUCAGGCAUUGGUUUCUCAGUUAAAAAACAAGGCGAGACAGUGGCUGACGUUAGAACACUGCCCAGUGCCACGACUGUAGACAAUAUUCGCUCCAUCUUUGGAAAUGCUGUUAGCCGAGAACUGAUAGAAGUCGGGUGUGAGGAUAAAACCCUAGCCUUCAAAAUGAAUGGCUUUAUAUCCAAUGCAAAUUACUCCGUGAAGAAGUGUAUCUUCUUACUCUUCAUCAACCAUCGUCUGGUAGAGUCAGCUUCCUUAAGAAAAGCCAUUGAAACCGUGUAUGCAGCCUAUUUGCCCAAAAACACACACCCGUUCCUGUACCUCAGUUUGGAGAUCAGCCCCCAGAACGUGGAUGUCAACGUGCACCCCACAAAGCACGAGGUUCACUUCCUACACGAGGACAGCAUCCUGGAGCGGGUGCAACAGCACAUUGAGAGCAAGCUCCUGGGCUCCAACUCGUCCAGGAUGUACUUCACCCAGACUUUACUCCCAGGUCGCGGCCCCUCUUGGGAGGUGGUUAAGUCCACAAUGGGUGUGCCCCCCUCAUCCGCUUCUGGAAGCAGCGACAAGGUCUGCCACCCGAUGGUCCGCACGGAUUCGCGGGAAACAGACGCUCGAUGCGUCAGGCAGCCUGUGGGCAAGGCUCUGUCCGGUCAGCCUCAGGCCGUGGUCCCAGGCAGAGGGCCUGAGGCUUCCAGCGGCAGGGCCAGGCAGCAGGAUGAGGAAAUGCUCGAACUCCCGGAGACUGCUGCAGUGGCUGCCACAACUCAGGGCUUGGAGGGUGCAACAGAGGGGACUUCGCAAGCGUCGGAGAAGAGAGGGCCCCCUUCCAGCCCAGGUAACCCCAGAAAGAGGCCCCGGGAAAGCUCUGAUGUGGAAAUGGUGGAAGAUGAUUCCCGGAAGGAAAUGACAGCAGCUUGUACUCCCCGGAGAAGGAUCAUCAGCCUCACCAGUGUCCUGAGCCUCCAGGAAGAAAUUAAUGAGCGGGGACAUGAGACUCUCCGAGAGAUGUUGCACAACCACUCCUUCGUGGGCUGCGUGAAUCCUCAGUGGGCCUUGGCACAGCAUCAGACCAAGCUAUACCUUCUCAACACCACCAAACUUAGUGAAGAACUGUUCUACCAGAUACUCAUUUAUGAUUUUGCCAAUUUUGGUGUUCUGAGGCUGUCGGAGCCAGCGCCGCUCUUUGACCUGGCCAUGCUCGCCUUAGACAGUCCCGAGAGUGGCUGGACAGAGGAGGAUGGCCCCAAAGAAGGACUUGCUGAGUACAUUGUUGAGUUUCUAAAGAAGAAGGCUGAGAUGCUUGCGGACUAUUUCUCCUUGGAGAUCGAUGAGGAAGGGAACCUGAUUGGAUUACCCCUGCUGAUCGACAACUACGUGCCCCCUUUGGAGGGCCUGCCUCUCUUCAUUCUUCGACUAGCCACCGAGGUGAACUGGGAUGAAGAAAAGGAAUGUUUUGAAAGCCUCAGCAAAGAGUGUGCUAUGUUUUACUCCAUUCGGAAGCAGUAUGUAUGUGAGGAGUCGACCCUCUCAGGCCAGCAGAGUGACGCGCCCGGCUCCUCAGCAAACCCCUGGAAGUGGACUGUGGAACACGUCGUCUAUAAAGCCUUCCGCUCACACCUUCUGCCUCCUAAACGUUUCACGGAAGAUGGAAAUAUCCUACAGCUUGCCAACCUGCCCGAUCUAUACAAAGUCUUCGAGAGAUGUUAAGCACCGUCACUCUUGGGACUCGGGGGUGUGCGGUUCCUGCACUGUGUCCUGAUGAGGGUAGGUCUAUGACUGAAGACUCCCAUCUGCCUUCUGACCCGCAGCAUUCUUUCACCCUUGGUGGACUGACCAGAAAUAAAUUGUCAGACACAUCCUAACAUGAUUCCUUUUUUUUUUUUUUUAACG
Messenger RNA from Lynx canadensis (Canada lynx), 2483 nucleotides. It is a transcript of the gene MLH1, whose product is annotated as mutL homolog 1. NCBI's taxonomy places the organism in Eukaryota, Metazoa, Chordata, Mammalia, Carnivora, Felidae. Gene Ontology annotation, molecular function: ATP hydrolysis activity; ATP-dependent DNA damage sensor activity; mismatched DNA binding. Gene Ontology annotation, cellular component: MutLalpha complex. The record is from RefSeq and is a predicted model, not a curated record. Gene Ontology annotation, biological process: mismatch repair.